AUGAAGCCACUGCUCUUGGUGUUUGUUGCCUGUCUGUUGUGCUGGAAAGAUCUCCCCUGUGCCCCUGCUUGGAAGGAGAGAGCUGCUCUUGGUGGAAACCUGAAGGGUUUGCUGGAGGCGGGGGAGACAGAUGCAGAUGGAGAGGUGAAGAAGGCUUUGAUGGGGGUGAAGCAGAUGAGAAUUGUGAUGGAAAGGAGAGAAGAGGAACACAGCAAGCUCAUGAAAACCUUGAAGAAGUGCAAAGAAGAAAAGCAGGAGGCCCUGAAACUUAUGAAUGAAGUUCAAGAGCAUCUAGAGGAAGAGGAAAGGUUGUGCCAGGUAUCUUCGGCCAAGUCUUGGGAACAAUGCCGGUCUUGCCUGCAGAGCAAGUGCAUGAGAUUAUACACAACCUGCAAGCCUGGGUGGGCCUCUGUGAAAAGCACGAUGGAGCAGUUUUUCAGGAGGCUGUACCGGUUUCUGUUUCCCCUCCAUGAAGACCAGGAUGACCUCCCCAUCCAGGAAAAGCUACCUGAAGAGGACCCACGAGUGGCACAGAUGGAGGGUGUGUUCUGCCGACUGACGGAGGAUGUGAGAAUCCUCUUUAAUCAGAGCCUCUUUGUCUUCAAGCAAAUGCAGCAAGAAUUUGACCAGGCCUUUCAGUCCUACUUCAUGUCAGACUCAGACCUCAUGGAGCUUCCAGCUUUCUACAAGAAGCCAACCUCAAAAGCUGAUCUUGGGCAAAGGUGGGACUUCUCCAAUUUCUUCCAGCUGCUUUGUAAUCUCGGUCUCUCUGUGUACGAAAAAGUCAGCAAAUUGAUCACCAGCACACUGGGCGCCAUGCAGGAUCCAUCAACACAACACCAAGUGUUGCCUUCCUUGAUUUCAGAGCCUUUCCCUGAGCAUGAUGGAGCAUGGUGUGGGGAACCAGUCCAGAAUUUAUCUGGAUGUUUUGAAUUUCACGAAAGAUGCCAGAUGUGCCAGGAUUAUAUAUCUGAAGACUGUCCUGAUGUCCCUGAACUGCACACAGAACUCGACGAGGCUCUGAAGCUGGUCAGCCUAUCCAGUGAGCAGUAUGACCAAAUCGUCCACAUGACGCAAUACCACGUGCAGGAUACCUUGCUACUGAUGGAGAGGAUGAAGGCCCAGUUUGGCUGGGUGUCUGAACUGGCAAGGCAGAUCCCAGGAGCCAAGAACAGCAGUGACUUAACAAAGGUAACUGCCCAAUCCAGGAGAAAACAUUCUUCCAAAGAAGAUGACACAAUGGUAGACUCACCCACUCUGCCUUCCCCCAGUUUCACAGUGAAGAUGGCUGCUGACCCAAGUGCUGAGAGCUCCAACUUAAUGGAUUACGUGGCAGCCAAAGUCCUAGAGCAUUUUAGGGAACAUUUUAAAACUUGGUAA
Perognathus longimembris pacificus (Pacific pocket mouse) is the source of this 1380-nucleotide messenger RNA. It is a transcript of the gene Clul1, whose product is annotated as clusterin like 1. The transcript is spliced from 7 exons. The coding region runs from base 1 to 1380 and encodes 459 amino acids. The record is from RefSeq and is a predicted model, not a curated record. NCBI's taxonomy places the organism in Eukaryota, Metazoa, Chordata, Mammalia, Rodentia, Heteromyidae.